AUGGGUGGUCCUACAGGCGGUAAAGCAUACAUGGGAUGGUGGGGUCAUAUGGGCUCUCCUCCACAGAAGGGUAUAACUUCAUACAGUGUAUCACCGUAUGCUCAAAAACCUUUAGCUGGAAUCUUCCAUAACGCAUAUUAUAACACUUUCAGAAGGUUUAAAUCUCAAGCUCUGUAUGUUUUGAUUCCUGCCGGUAUUUAUUGGUAUUGGUGGACAAAUGGUAGAGAAUAUAACGAAUUCUUAUAUACAAAAGCUGGUAGAGAAGAAUUGGAAAGAGUUAAUGUUUGA
This is a messenger RNA of Naumovozyma dairenensis CBS 421, 288 nucleotides long. It is a transcript of the gene QCR8, whose product is annotated as ubiquinol--cytochrome-c reductase subunit 8. Gene Ontology annotation, biological process: mitochondrial electron transport, ubiquinol to cytochrome c. The transcript has a single exon. The record is from RefSeq and is a predicted model, not a curated record. Bases 1 to 288 code for a protein of 95 amino acids. NCBI's taxonomy places the organism in Eukaryota, Fungi, Ascomycota, Saccharomycetes, Saccharomycetales, Saccharomycetaceae.